Molecule: messenger RNA, 1801 nt
Organism: Schistosoma mattheei
Lineage: Eukaryota; Metazoa; Platyhelminthes; Trematoda; Strigeidida; Schistosomatidae
Source: the annotation of a GenBank genome assembly
GAACGACACAAAAAUUAUAGAACUGUUCCAUGCUACAAAUAAAAAUAACCAAAGAUAUAACUCAGUUUACACUAGGUUGUGACUAACGUAUUGAUUAUUGAAUUGUAUGUUUGACUGUUUCACUAAAUUAGUCUUAUGCAUAUUGUAUACUUUUCUGAAUUAGGCACAUAAAAACGCGCACUCGUAGUUCGGAGAUUUUGAAAAUCAUUAUUUUCAACAAAUAAAAUUUCGAUUAAAACAUAUAAAUCAGUCUCCUAAUUCAUGAUGAACACAAAUAAAGUUUGUGCUUCUUGCUGCGAAGUCGUUUAUCCUCUGGAAUUGAUAAGAUGUUUUGAUCAGGUAUGGCAUAGAAGAUGCUUCCGUUGUCAGCACUGUGGGAUGGCCUUAAGCAUAUGUAACUAUCAUGGUGGGUAUGAUAAGAAGCCAUAUUGUGCAGCACACACUCCAAAGCCAACCUCAUUUACAUUCAUUCCGGAUACACCAGAACUAUUGAGAGUAGCUAACAAUACAAGAAUGUUUAGCAGUGCAAACAGUGUUCGUUCUGGACGAAGCUCUGGAUUUGAUGAACGCUGCUCACCACAAUCAUAUGGACGUAGUGCUUCAUACUACAAUAGUUAUACACCACCACCUACUCGAUUUGGAUUAAGCAAUCAUUGCACUUCACCUCAUACUUUUUCAAAUUCUUCAGGCAUAAAUUCUAGAUCACUGUCAAAUAGUGGUGGAUGUCAUCUUAAAAUCGAUCCAAUCAAUCAUCAUCAUCAUUAUGAUCAAGGGCAUACACCACCGGCAAAUCAUAAUGGACUAAGUCGUUCUGGUUCUUGUCAUUCAGUUAUUAUUACUCCUACAGGUCUUCCUCCUGGAACUAACAAUAACACUGCUGGUGGCAAUGUAGGUUCUACAGAAACGAUUAAUAUACCUAGAGGUUCGACGGUUAACCUAAACUUUCAUGGUCAUACACACCAAAAUUCAGGAUUUGGUGGGACUUUUGUAGCACAGUAUGGUUACGAAGCUAGAGAAGACGAUGAAGUGACCUUCAAAUCUGGUGAUAUUAUAGUGAAUGGUGCACCUAUUACCGAAGGUUGGAUGUAUGGUACUGUUCAAGAACUGGAAAAUUUGGAAUGCUUCCAUCGAAUUAUGUUAAACCAUACCGUUAAACAUUUCAAUCAUUAUGUUUACUAUUUAUAACUAUGAAUAAGUUUUUCUCUCAUUUUAUUUGUAUUAUUAAUUCAGGUAGCUUUCCUUUAUUUUAUUAUAGUCCUAUAAACGCAUAUCACUAUCAUCAUAACAUAUCAUGAGAAUUCAUUUAAACAAAAAGACCUCUGACAAAAUUCAUUAGGCAAAUAACGUUUCUUUUUUUUUUCUUACUCAGAGAUUUCUCAACAUAUUUCAUAAAAUCUUUUCAAAUAAAUCACAUAAACUAUAAACUUUAUGAUUUUUAUUGUAUUGCUAUGACAGCAUUUUCGAAAGUUUAGAGUAUAGGAUAUUAUAGCUCAUAAAUUCCUAUCAAAUAAUCUAUAUUCAUCUUUUAUUUACUUUACAUAUAUAUUUUAAAAAUAAAAAAAUAUAUUCAGUUUAUGUAAGGAACACAAUUCCAAGUAUACAAACAAUUCAAUGACAUUCAUCAAUCACACUAACUUACAUAUCCUUAUUAAACAUUGAAAUUAUAUUCGAUUAACAUUUCGUCUCUUUCAUAAUUAUUUAGCUUUUUAUUAGCUACUUAUAUUUUUUCUUAAAUAUGCUCUCAUGUCUGUAUGUGUACCUGAGUACCUAUAAUAAUAAUAAUAAUAAUAAUAAUAACAAU